Molecule: messenger RNA, 3069 nt
Organism: Lactuca sativa (garden lettuce)
Lineage: Eukaryota; Viridiplantae; Streptophyta; Magnoliopsida; Asterales; Asteraceae
Source: RefSeq, a predicted model, not a curated record
AACCUGAACAUCCUAUUGAUAGCCAUUUUUAUCUUUUCUUCAAUGGCUAACUUGAGCAUUCUACUGAUAGCCAUUUUUUAUAUUCUAUAGGUACAUAUACCUUAUCUGUAUCUUUCUAUCUCAAAUAAUAAAAUUGGUGUUAGAAACCCUUGAUCAUGGUUGCUUUUGUUCUAUAUGCAAAAUUGUCUCGGCUUUGACGAUGGAAGAUAAGAGGAAGACAAUAAGAAGGAAGGAAUGUUGCAUGGUCUAGAGCUUGCAAAUUAACUACUUGCACAGUCUUCGGACCAGGCUUCAUUCCUUUCAACUUUUGCUUUCCUGUUAUAAAAAAAGUCGAGAUCCUAUAUGAGAUUUCUUGAAUGCUUCUAUCUUUAACUUGUAAGUUCUUAAAUUACUAGCCUUAUAUUUGGCGAGAAAAUUUUGAUUUUUUUUUUGUUAACAACAAACACAUGCACACUCUCCAUACCCUACUCUUUAACUACUCUUUUUGUCUCCAACAAGACUUGAACCUUCAACAUAUGGUUGAGGGACAUAUUUCCACUGCCUGAUACCAUCGUUAGGCUACAAGCCCUUUUGUAUUUCUUGAUUUGGUAACUCCGGUUACAACUAGGAAAUAGAUUUGAAGGGGAAAUUGUUGUUUUAAUGAACUUAACGAUGAGUCAUUACGUUUGAUGAUACCGAGACAAACAAGAUGACAAAUUCUAAUUUUAAGGAUAAAUUUAAUACACACACACACACACACACACAUAUAUAUAUAUAUAUAUAGAGAGAGAGAGAGAGAGAGAGAGAGGUUCAAUAAAAAACUAAAUUCCAUAGGGAAGUAGAGAUUUUUUUUUUCUUUUGGAAUUUGUCAACAAAAACACUAUUUCAGACAUAUAUAUGUAGCAUUGUAUCAUUCCAAAAAAACGCCAAAAAAGAAACGAAUAAAAACUAUGUGCAUCUGCAUCAUUCAACCCUGCACAAUGCACAUGUAUGUGCGUAUGAAUUGUACUCAUAUGCACAUAGCUUUUCCUGUGCAUUUUUUUGAACGAUGUAUCUAAUCGCCAGGUGCAUAAGACAUGCAUGGUGUUUUGAUUAAUUGUUCUUAUAAUUAGAAUUUAUCAUUUGUUUGUCUUGAUAUCAUAAAACUUAACGACUCAACCGUUAAGUUCACUAAAAUAACAAUUUUACACUCAUAUGUAUUCCCAUCCCGCAACCGAGUUACAAACGUGAAGUAUGUACCAAAUCAAGAGUUUUCUCAACAAAGAAGCUGGAAGUUACAAUUUUUAUUUGUGUAGAAUUGUUCGUCAAAAAUAGUUGUAAACUUUUGAAAUGUAUAAAAUGAUAAAAUAUAAAACCUCAAACUUAAAAACUCUCAAAGCUACUUCAUGUAAUUUUAUUAUAAAGUUUUUUCAUUAAUUCAAAUUUGUUUUUAUAAACUAAAAGUCAAAAACUCCUAACUUUGCAAAGCCCAUUACCGAACAUACGUUUAAAAUAAAUAACGUUAUAUUCCAUAGAAAAUCGAUUCCAUGUUUUUUGCUCUAAUUUUCUUGGUCCAUUGAGAAAUCCUGCCUCUUAAUUACGUCUCCAAAAUUAUCUCCAUUUUUUUGAAUCAUUAAAUUAACUAAAUUUUAAAUCAAUUAAUUAUUUCAUGUAUUAUUUUAUCUUCUCUCUGAACACUCAUUUGUGCGGAGAUUUAUGUGCAUGUUUCAUGUCUCCCUCGUUUCUUGUACCUCAAGAAAUAUCACCCCUAAAACGUUUUCAAUCAUCUUCUUGCAAAAUAUUACUUCAAUUAUAUAUCCGAUAUGUAUCUUCAAGCUCUAUAACUCCUUUAAAGGCUUUGAAAAAUUGGAACGCCUCGUCUUUUUAUCCAUUCCAAUGAUAAAGACAGAAGAUCAUCAAACGAUAAUAUUUUUUGAUCAAGAGGAGCAUUAAUCUUUUCCAAAUAUCUCAAGGGUUUCGUGAUCAAGCUUUUGGUGCUUCAUGUGUUUAAGCAUCAUAAUUUGAUUUGUGAUCUUCAGAUCAAGAAAAAUGAGUUUUGAAGAAAAUUAACCCACAUGAUCAAAAAUGCAUCCUCAUGUAACAUCAUCUAUGUUUUUUUCGCAAGGAGAAGAAGCUACAUCAUCAUCAAAAACCGCACAAUGCACGGUGUCAUGCAUGUAUCAAGCGCACAUUGGCGGCUUUUGGCGGACCGUGACAGCCCAUUGGACCAAAAACAUCAUGCACCACUCAUUAAACAUCUUGGUAGACAGUGUGGAAUCUCCCGAUCGCCGUCAUCACUGCAAGGUAGACCUCAAGCCAUGGCAUUUUUGGGGCAAAAAGAGUUACAAGACCUUUGAGGUUGAUAGUCUUCAAAUUGAUGUUUAUUGGGACUUCCGGUCAGCCAGGUUUUCUAGCUCACCGGAACCAUCUUCAAAUUUCUAUGUCGCAUUAAUUUGCGAUGAAGAAGUUGUGUUGUUGAUUGGUGACUUGGAGAAGAAGGUAUACAAGAGGACAAAAUCACGGCCAGGGGUGGAUACAAUCUUGUUCUUCAAGAAAGAGCAUGUUUUUGGAAAGAAAAGCUUUACAACAAAAGCAAGAUUUGAUAAAGAAAGAAAAGAUUACGAAAUUUUGGUGGAAAGUUCUACUUCUUCAGGGUCUAAAGACCCUGAAAUGUGGAUCAGUAUCGAUGGGGUCGUACUGAUCCAUAUAAGAAACUUGCAGUGGAAGUUUCGUGGGAAUGAAACGGUGUUGGUGAACAAGCAACCGAUUGAGGUGUUGUGGGACGUACAUGCAUGGCUGUUUUUGAACCCUGGUUCGAACCAUGGGUCAUUUAUUUUCAAACCUGGUCAACCUAACUCAGAAAGUGAUAAAGAGGAUGAUAGCCAAGAUGGGACCGAAGAGGGUGAUAACAAUAGUGUAAACAAGGAUUAUUCUAAUUCACCACAAUGUUGCGUUUUUCUUUAUGCAUGGAAGAUAGAGUAAGCAAUGCACAUAUACAUACACUAGUUGAUACACAUACACAUAUAGAUACAUAUAUAUGUGCUUCUCUCUCUCUCUCUCUCUCUCUCUCUCUUGUUUUAAAAAGAUAUUGUUGUACAAAAGUUUUUAACA